Messenger RNA from Prunus armeniaca (apricot), 327 nucleotides. The record is from the annotation of a GenBank genome assembly. NCBI's taxonomy places the organism in Eukaryota, Viridiplantae, Streptophyta, Magnoliopsida, Rosales, Rosaceae.
AUGACGGGGUGCCGAAGGCAUCACUCUCGUCGGAUGAUGACAGGGUGCCGAAGGCAUCUCUCUUGUCAAAUGAUGACAGGGUGCCGAAGGCAUCGCUUGUCAAAUGAUGACGGGGUGCCGAAGGCAUCGCUCUCGUCUAAUGAUGACAGGGUGCCGAAGGCAUCGCUAUGUCAAAUGAUGACGGGGUGCCGAAGGCAUCGCUCUCGUCUUGUAGAACAAGCUUUCCAAUCGUUAUUGCUGACGGCUAACAAUCUUGGGUUUUUUUCUUUUGUUUUGGGUUGUGUCGGCGUGAACAUCAAGUGCCAUAAGUGGGCCUUUGAGAUUUAG